Messenger RNA from Aplysia californica (California sea hare), 1359 nucleotides. Its product is annotated as fatty acid-binding protein, heart. The record is from RefSeq and is a predicted model, not a curated record. The coding region runs from base 204 to 623 and encodes 139 amino acids. NCBI's taxonomy places the organism in Eukaryota, Metazoa, Mollusca, Gastropoda, Aplysiida, Aplysiidae. The transcript has 6 exons.
GUUUUCUCCUGAACUUUCCCCCAGGGAGUGUGGAGAGAGGAGCUGACGUCACCAAACUAUCCCAGACAUUAGCGAGGGCAGCGGUUAUUGUUUCAGUGGUGGAUAGAGGUCCUGGUCUGGUGGUUACUCUAUCACUUGUGUCUGCGCGUGUGGAACAUUCUGUUUGCUCACGGGUUGUGAACUCUCAUCUCAGAUCGUCAAUCAUGGAGCCUUUUCUGGGAACCUGGAAGGUCGUUAUUGAGAAAACAUCGGGCGUCUUGGAGCUGGGCAAAUUGUUUGGGUGGGAAGAAGGGAAGGCAGAGAUGGUUUCCAAGCUCGAGUACACCAUGUUACUGGAGGCUAACGGAGACACGCUCAGGGCUUUUCUGGACUACGGCAAUCCAAAACUGGAGUUCAACUUUAAGCUGGGGGAGGAGUUUGACUACACCGGGCCUGACGGCUCCAAGGCUAAGUGUAAAGUGCUGAUGGAGGGUGGCAAAUGGGUGGAGUAUUACCGUGUGCCCGAAAAACCUGAAGCCACGUGGACCACAACCAGGGAGCUGAAUGGUGGAGAAAUGUUGGCGACCACGUUAUUUGACGCUGCCCCUGAUGUGAAGUGUAACCAGACUCUAGUCAAAGCAUAACCGGGAUUUCCCUGAGCUGUUUCAUUUACAUGUCACGACGUAGUGGAAUCUGGCGCGCUCAUCAGUUUUUGGGCAUAUAAAUAUAUAUAUAUAAUAUAUAUAUAUGGAGUUAUUGGUAUUAUCAUAAAACUUUUUUAGUUAUCUUGCUACCGAUUAAAUAAAUAUCUAUCUAUUUUGAAGAAAAGUCAAGUUUGCCUCUUAAUUGUGUCAAAAUGAGGUAGGGGUGGCCUGGUAGUAGAGAUAAAAUCAGGGGGACUUUAGAAGCCAAACUUUGGUGACUUCGAGUGAGUCCCUGGAAACUGCAAAUUGAAAUGCACAUCGUUUGUGCCUCUGAUCAAUGUUUUUUCAGUAAAAUCCAAACAGAAAUGUGUUUUUAAAUGCUCGUAAAAAGUGCUGAGAAAAAAACUAAGUGAAAAAGGUGUCAACGAGCAGGGAAAACGCUGGUUUCUUUGAUUUCAUUAUUUUGAGAGCGCCUGAUUUCACCACGUUGUCUCACAUUUAGGUGUUUGUGACCAAAAUUUUCAUUAAAGUCUAAUAAUGGCAAAUAUGUUGUGGCAUAUGAUUAAUGCAUGUUUACAUAUGUACAUGUUUUUGUGCAAUACGUGUUUAUGAAUGUGCAAAUGAUUGUACGCUUAAAAUGUACAUGUACCUGGAUCGGGCAUCUAUACAUGUUAAUACAUUAACUAAUUGUUUCAUUCAUAGUUUUAUUCAUCGCAUUAAAAGAACGAAAAUGAAA